Molecule: messenger RNA, 708 nt
Organism: Phaeodactylum tricornutum CCAP 1055/1
Lineage: Eukaryota; Bacillariophyta; Bacillariophyceae; Surirellales; Neidiaceae
Exons: 1
Coding region: 1-708 (235 amino acids)
Molecular function (GO): nucleic acid binding
Source: RefSeq, a predicted model, not a curated record
AUGGCUCAAAGUGCAGGUGAUUCACUCGGCCUUGCAAAGAAAACAUCCAUUUCAGGUACCUCCGUUAUGAAUCUGGCUGGAUCAAAACUUCGAAAGCAGCUCUCGAGCUCUCUGCAGGAAAGUGCAUCAGCACCAACUUCGGCGUUCGCUGUCAAGCAACUGGAAAAAAUGGGAUGGAAAGAGGGAACAGGCCUGGGUAAGAAAAGGAAUGGAAUCACAACACACAUCAAGGUAAAAAGGAGAAUAGAAAGCGCCGGUCUAGGUACUGAAAAGCAAGGAACUGAAAAGCUCAUUGCAAACGAAACAUGGUGGAAGGAUAGCGUUGGGGACACUUUGGCAAAAUUGUCUUCCAAAAGCAAAAAGAAGAAGUCGAAACGCAGAAAAGAAUUCACUGACGAAGAACUGUUCGAAGCAACAGGCGGAGCACGAUUUGGCAUGCGAGCCGUUCCAACCCGCAACCUAGCCAAAUGGCGACGAACCGAGACGGAGGUGAUUGGAACUAAUAGUGCGGUAGCGGAAACUGUGCCGGCAAAUUACACACAUGCCGUAGACGACAAUAUCAUCAUUGCGAACUACGAAACGAUACCCGGAGAAGGAAAAGCCGAUGAAAUACAGCAAGAAAAAACGAGAGAGACACUACGGCAGAAACCGGAGAUUUUUGAGAACAACAAAACGAAAAAAGACAAGAAAAAGAAGUCAAAGAGUUAA